AUUGUUUUUAUAUUAAUUAAAGAUAUAUUUUUCAGGACGCAAUAUAUGUCUUAGCAUCAGCGAUUAAGGAAAUGAUAACCCAUAACGAGACCAUUACUGAAGCACCUAAAGAUUGUGAUGAUACAGGUGCCGUUUGGGAAUCCGGGAAAAAGAUGUUCAACUACUUAAAAACAAGACACAUAAAAGGAGAAACGGGACAUGUGGCAUUCGAUAGCAAUGGAGAUAGAAUAUAUGCUGCAUAUGAAGUUAUUAACGUUCAGCAACCAAUGUUAUCGUCUACGCGGAAGAAUGUUAAGGUUGGAAGUUUCUUCUAUGAUGAAGAGAAAGGCCGAAUGAGGCUGAAAAUAAAUGAUACUAUGCUGGUUUGGCCUGGAAACACCGAAAAAAAGCCGGAAGGAAUAAUGAUUCCUACUCAUUUGAAAGUUCUUACCAUUGAAGAGAAACCAUUUGUGUAUGUACGAAAAUUACUAGAUGACGAAAUUGAUUGUGAAGAUGAUGAAAUAGCAUGUCCCCAUUUUAAUUCUACUGAUGGAAACGAAAAAGACUAUUGCUGCAAGGGAUACUGCAUAGAUUUGUUGAAAGCAUUAGCGCAAAGGAUAAACUUUACUUACGAUUUAGCCCUAUCGCCUGAUGGGCAAUUUGGUCACUAUCAACUUAAAAAUCAUACUACGGGCAUCGGCACAAGUGUCAAAAAGGAAUGGAACGGGCUUAUUGGUGAGCUCGUCGCCGAGAGAGCAGAUCUUAUAGUUGCUCCGUUGACUAUCAAUCCGGAAAGAGCGGAGUUUAUUGAAUUUUCAAAACCAUUCAAAUACCAGGGCAUUACUAUAUUGGAAAAGAAGCCGUCAAGAUCAAGCACACUGGUAUCAUUUUUGCAACCAUUCAGUAAUACUCUGUGGAUAUUAGUAAUGGUGUCGGUACACGUCGUAGCACUGGUUCUCUACCUUUUGGAUAGAUUUUCACCUUUUGGACGAUUCAAACUGACUACCAAUGAUGGAACGGAAGAAGAUGCGCUAAAUCUGAGUUCUGCGAUUUGGUUUGCUUGGGGAGUCUUGCUGAAUAGCGGAAUUGGCGAAGGAACUCCACGAAGCUUUUCAGCGCGAGUACUAGGUAUGGUAUGGGCUGGAUUUGCUAUGAUAAUUGUGGCAUCUUAUACUGCUAAUCUGGCUGCUUUUCUUGUGUUGGAGCGACCGAAAACAAAAUUAUCUGGCAUAAAUGAUGCACGCCUUCGUAAUACGAUGGAAAAUUUAACUUGUGCGACCGUUAAGGGAUCUGCUGUGGACAUGUAUUUUCGAAGACAAGUUGAACUAUCUAACAUGUACCGUACAAUGGAAGCAAACAAUUAUGACACCGCUGAACAAGCAAUUCAAGACGUUAAAGACGGGAAGCUUAUGGCGUUUAUUUGGGAUUCAUCUCGUUUAGAAUACGAAGCUGCCAAAGAUUGUGAACUGGUAACUGCUGGCGAGUUGUUUGGACGAAGUGGUUAUGGUAUUGGUUUACAAAAGGGUUCGCCAUGGACGGAUGCUGUUACGUUAGCAAUAUUGGAUUUUCAUGAAAGCGGAUUUAUGGAAUCACUUGAUAAAGAAUGGAUUUUCCACGGAAAUAUUCAACAGUGUGAGCAAUUCGAAAAAACACCAAACACAUUGGGUUUGAAAAAUAUGGCGGGUGUAUUUAUUCUGGUCGGCGCAGGCAUUGUUGGUGGUAUAGGGUUGAUUAUAAUCGAAGUUAUUUAUAAAAAGCAUCAAAUAAAGAAACAAAAGAAACUGGAAAUAGCUCGCCAUGCAGCCGACAAGUGGAGAGGAACUAUUGAGGUAUGUAUAUGUAUUCCAAAACAGUAUCGUAAACAUACGAUUUAGGGAUCAUUAAAAAAG
Aedes aegypti (yellow fever mosquito) is the source of this 1868-nucleotide messenger RNA. RefSeq names its product glutamate [NMDA] receptor subunit 1-like. Gene Ontology annotation, cellular component: neuron projection; NMDA selective glutamate receptor complex; synapse. Lineage: Eukaryota; Metazoa; Arthropoda; Insecta; Diptera; Culicidae. Gene Ontology annotation, biological process: monoatomic ion transport; chemical synaptic transmission; regulation of membrane potential. The record is from RefSeq and is a predicted model, not a curated record. Gene Ontology annotation, molecular function: NMDA glutamate receptor activity.